UAAGAUAAUUUAAUAUUUGAGCCGAUAAUAGACAACAGCCAAAUGGGUAACUUGGGAUCCACAUUAAAAAGGUUCACACAUCUCCUCUAAACUGAAGAGCAAUCCGCUCGCGAGAUCCCAUAAUGGAAGAAUUAAAACCCUCCACUGUAAUCAUGGCCGCCCUCUCCACCCUCUCUUCGCCGCAUCUCUCCGAUCUCUCCCACUCCAUUUUCUCCGACGUCCACACCAGCCGCCGUCGCCUCACCUUCAUCCUCUCUUCCCCAACCCUCUUCUCCUUCACUCUCCGCCACCUCAAUUCCCUUUCCCUUUCCCACAAAUCUCUCCUCAUCGCCCGCUUCCUUCUCUCAGCCCUCCGCCGUCUCUCCCGUCCCUUCCAGACGCCGUCGAAGUCCUUCCCCCACCACCCUUCUACCGCCGCCGUUACCCCUCGCGACCUCGACGCCGCCGUCCUCCUCCUCCUUCUCUGCGAUGUACGCCAGCAUAAUCCGGCCGCCCUCGAAACUCCGAUCACCCAAUGGCGAUCGACCCUCUGUCGAAUCUACUCCGAUUCCCUCUUGACGAUCUCUGGCAUCGCCACCGGCGGCGCCGGGGCCUUUAUUCCGUAUAUUGAGACGGUGGCCAGGUGCUGGAAAUUCGUGGGAUUUGUUGUGAGCCGCAACGGCGGAAAGGCCCGGAGAGAGGUGGCGGCGUCGCCUGUCGCAGUGGUGGAGUUGCCGUCGGUGGCGGUGGGCGGCUGUAUGGCGGUGGAAUGUGUGAUUUGUAAAGAGGAGAUGAAUGAAGGGAGAGACGCGUGUCAAUUGCCUUGUGAGCACUUAUUCCAUUGGCUCUGUAUUCUGCCAUGGCUGAGGAAGAGGAACACGUGUCCCUGUUGCAGGUUUCAGCUUCCCACAGAUGACAUCUUCGGCGAGAUCCAACGGCUCUGGGACAUCCUCGUCAAGGUGGGCUCCUCAUCUGAUGGAGAUUAACGGUCAAGAUUGAACCGUUCUACGGAAGUAUCACAGAACCAGAUGCAGGGAUUUGAUUAACACGUUUAGGCUAGUUCACACGUGCGGAGGAAAACUAGAGGCCUGUAUGGUAUGAACCACAAAGGGUCGCCGUUAGGGGAAGGGGAGAAGAUGGGGUUUGAUAACGACACGUGUGGUUCACCUAAGGACGAAAAACGAUCAAAUGAGAUUUUUUGUUUUUUAGGGUUUAGGAAUAGAGGGAAGAUUGCUUGUGAAUAAGCAUUUUUGUAUUUUGUUUUGUAGCGUUCAUUCAUUGUUUUUGCUUUGUUUUUGUUGUACAGAAUAUUUUAGAACUGUAUAGUUGAUUUUUACAAAUUAAUAUUUUAUUUUAUCAAUUCA
Cucurbita moschata (crookneck pumpkin) is the source of this 1343-nucleotide messenger RNA. Its product is annotated as E3 ubiquitin-protein ligase SGR9, amyloplastic. NCBI's taxonomy places the organism in Eukaryota, Viridiplantae, Streptophyta, Magnoliopsida, Cucurbitales, Cucurbitaceae. The transcript has a single exon. Gene Ontology annotation, biological process: protein ubiquitination. The coding region runs from base 123 to 965 and encodes 280 amino acids. The record is from RefSeq and is a predicted model, not a curated record. Gene Ontology annotation, cellular component: cytoplasm. Gene Ontology annotation, molecular function: ubiquitin protein ligase activity.